This is a messenger RNA of Hemicordylus capensis (graceful crag lizard), 4618 nucleotides long. RefSeq names its product lectin, mannose binding 2 like (gene LMAN2L). Gene Ontology annotation, molecular function: D-mannose binding. The record is from RefSeq and is a predicted model, not a curated record. Gene Ontology annotation, biological process: endoplasmic reticulum to Golgi vesicle-mediated transport; Golgi organization; endoplasmic reticulum organization. The transcript is spliced from 9 exons. The coding region runs from base 166 to 1203 and encodes 345 amino acids. Gene Ontology annotation, cellular component: COPII-coated ER to Golgi transport vesicle; Golgi membrane; endoplasmic reticulum membrane. Lineage: Eukaryota; Metazoa; Chordata; Lepidosauria; Squamata; Cordylidae.
UAGAGGAAGCCUUUCAGUCAACCAGGGGGCGUGCAGCACGCGGAAGUAGGCGGGGACUACGCCACCGACCAAUGAGAGCAGGGUCCGUUGCAGUCUAAGGAGAAGGCGUGGGCGGGCGUUGGAAUUGGGAGCAAAGCAAUCGGGGCUGGUGGUGGAGCAGCGAAGAUGGCGGCGGCCGGGGGCUCCCGGCGUGGUGGCUGGUGCGAAGUUGGAGUCGUGGGGCUUUGUCUCCUGCUGCUCACCGAGGCUUGGGCCGAGCAGAUGGAGGAGCACCUGAAGCGGGAGCAUUCGCUCACCAAGCCCUACCAGGGUGUUGGUUCAUCCACCUCUUCUUUGUGGGAGCUUAUGGGGAACGCUAUGAUCAUGACCCAGUUCGUCCGCCUCACUCCGGAUAUUCAGAGCAAGCAAGGAGCAGUCUGGAACAGGGUGCCUUGUUACUUGAGGGACUGGGAGAUGCAAGUGCAUUUCAAGAUUCACGGCCAAGGCAAGAAGAACCUGAAUGGAGAUGGGUUUGCAAUCUGGUACACCAAGGACCGCAUGCAACCAGGGCCUGUCUUCGGGAGCAAGGAUAACUUUCUAGGGCUGGGAGUGUUUGUAGACACCUACCCAAAUGAGGAGAAGCAACAGGAGGCCCAGAAGAGACGGUAUUCCUCAGGAAAUCAGCGCGUGUUCCCCUACGUCUCGGCCAUGGUGAACAACGGCUCCUUUGCCUACGACCACGACAGGGAUGGCCGGCCCACUGAGCUGGGCGGGUGCACGGCGCUGGUGCGCAACCUUGACCACGACACGUUCCUGGUGAUCCGCUACGUGAAGAGGAGGCUGACCGUCUUGCUUGACAUUGAUGGCAAACACGAAUGGCGAGACUGCAUUGACAUCCCCGGGGUCCUCUUGCCAAGAGGCUAUUUCUUCGGUGUUUCUUCCGUCACUGGAGACCUGUCAGAUAACCAUGACAUCAUUUCCUUGAAGUUGUACCAGCUGACGGUCCAGCGGACCCUGGAGGAGGACAAGCGGGAUAAAGAUGUCUUCCUUCCUGUGGUGGAGAACAUGAAGCUGCCUGGAAUAGACGCUCCAAUGGAACCCAUGAGCAGCCUCGCGCUCUUCCUGAUCGUCUUCUUCUCGCUGGUGGCCAUCGUCUUUGCCAUCGUCAUUGGCAUCAUCGUCUACAACAAGUGGCAAGAACAGAGCCGGAAACGCUUCUACUGAGCGGGGAGUAUCUCGCCCUGUCCUGUGGCGUUCUGCCUUCUGGACCGCUGUGGGUUUUGCUGGCACAGGCGGGCAGGUCUGGAGGCAGCAGCUCUCUGAGAAGCCUGCUCACGAGGGCUCCAGUCCACCUGGACUCAAAACUUUUGACUCAUGGCCUGACCUCUUUUUUUCUUUCUGGCCCCGAAUAAGGGAGGCAGCCAUAUCCCUCCUCUCUCCCCCCGCCCUCACUUUGCCUUUUUUGAGCUGUGGGCUUUUGGCCUGGUGUUCCUACUUGGUUAUAAGCCUACCCCUGCUCAUGUCAUGUGAAGUGGAGCUCCAUGCUGGGGCACGUAGACUGGCCAAGCAGCCGGCCAAGCUGGUGAGUGUCGAGAGGUCAGCCUGCUGUGGGGUGUGAGCCCCACCAUGCUGUUUUAAUAAAAGCGGUCUAGUCGGGAUGUUUUCCUGGGAUGCCUUAACUAGCAACUAGAUGAGGGUUUCUCGGAUUUGGUGGUUGUUGGACUACAACUCCCUUCAGCCCCAAGGCCUUUGAAGACCAACAACUGGGCACCCAAGUUUGAGAAGCUCUCAUCGAGUGCUAGGUCUCUGCCUUGAUGGAUAAGUUUACAUCUGCAAGAGUCAGACUACUGUUUUCUACAAAUAUUUCGUGUGCGAUUUGUGGAGCAGAGGAGGAAUCACGGUGAGGAUGAAUAAAUAUGUUCUCUCUCUCCUCUCCAUCCUAAGGCACAGCAACUUCUCUUCCUCCCUACUUAAAAAGACUUUGGAUUGUGGUCACAUUUUAUCAAGUGUGACACAGUACUUGCUUCAAGCAGGGAGAAUGAAACCUCACACCCUUUGAGUGUUCUCCUUGGAAGUAAGGGGGUGGCACUUGUUUAUCUGCCUUCGGUAAUGGAGAGGGUGCAACUCUGGCCACAGUCUGAGCUCUACUAGAAAACUGUGGGAUGAGUACACCAUGAUGCCUUUCCUCCUGAAGACCCAUUCACACGUUGUUUGCAACACCCGUACAAUGAGUGUGCAGUGUACACAGGUCCAGAUCUGUACACAGCUUCAGCCAUUCACAUGUUAUGCUGAACACAGGUACAGCAGGACACUUCCUGUCUGUACCGUGCAUUUGAAGGGCCUGUAUCUGGGUUCUCUUUCAAAAUGACCACGGGUACAAUCCUUCACACCAACACAAGUGUCCAGGCAUGUGUACACUUGUACAGCAUAGUGUCGGAUUUGGGCCUGGGUCCCUCGGGUUUUGGAGGAAUUCUCGGGCUUCCUCAGAAGCCUGUUUGUGGGGUUUCUCAAGGGGAGGAGUGGGAAUGGUGGCCACGUCUCCUUGGAAGGCUCUAGAGAGCAUUCUUGCUCUGCAAAGGCUAGUGGUGAAGCCAGAAGGGCAGGCUGGAGCUUCGGGAGGGUGCUCCAGAACCCUUUGCAGGAUGCAUCUGCUGCUCAGGCAGGUGGAGGUGAAAAGGGUUGUUUCCCAAGGCAGGACUUCUUCUUCUUUUUAAUUUAAAGGAGGGCAAACUUUGCUCCCUUCUCUUGCUGCUACAUCUUUUCAUAGGCUGACUUCCCUCCCUUUUCUUGGGAGGAGCCUGAUCUUAGCUGCUCUCAGCUGGUGCACUGACAUCCCGUCUGCCUACAGCUCCAAGACCCCCUUUCCUUCCUCGCUCCUGGGAUUUUCCCUUUUUGCAUCUCGGGUCCAUUUUGGUCUUUGCCAAGGAUGCACCUUGGCUGGAGGAAAAUGCCACUUGCUGUCUUUGCAUGGGACUUUGCAAGGGUCACAUGAGAAUCUGUCUUUGCAUGGGACUUUGCAAGGGUCACAUGAGAAUCUGCUGUGACUUUUUAUUUUUAUUUUAAUGCUACUUGCUGGGAAUGUAACUGCCUUCCCCAAGCAACAUAAGCUGCCCCUUCCAGCUUGCCUGCCCAUGCCCCCCCCCGCUAUGUCUGUGGCUUCCUUUUUGAUGCUGCUGAAGAUCUUCAUAAGAAGCAUCUCCCCUCUUCAUAAGAAACAUCACCCUGGUUCUGAACCAAAUGCACAGAGAUCAGUUUGCCACGUCCCUUUCCGAAACAUGAGAAUAUGGCAAGUUGUGGGCCAGACAGGCAUAUCUGCAGUGCAGAUUCAGAUCAAUUUUUUAAAAAAAUAAAUAGUGAAAUGGUCAAUGUUUUAAAGCAGAGGUACCCAACCCGAGGGUCUCCAGCUGCUGUUGGACUACAGCACCCAUCACCCCCACCUAGCUGCUAGAGAUUAUGGUUGGGGAUGAUGGGUGUUGUAGUCCAACAGCAGCUGGAGACCCUCGGAUUGGGCACCUCUGCUUUAAAAGGAAAGAAGUGGGUCCUCCUAACCCAAAAGGUAGGUCACUGGAGCUGCCCCUCUCGCUCUGCAUGUUACCUCAUUCAGUUGGCUCUCACUGACCUUCUGGGGCCUUCUCUCCUUUGCCAUAAAGGCACAGCUGCCUCUCCGCUGUCUGUCUUGUGUCGCUGCCAUAAGUAGGAUGCUUGCUGACUGUCCCUUGGUUAAAAGGGAAGCCGGCGUGGGGCACUCUACCUCCACAGGUGCCUCUGUGGGUCUAGGCCUAUACAAUAGUGUGUGUGUGGGGGGGGGGCUGUGCACAUAUUAGGGCCCAGAACAUCCUGUGUGCCACUGGAGGAAACCUAGCUGGGCUAUUGGUGGAGGACUGUGUUCAUGCAUUGCCUUCUCUGGGUCCCCCAAACACCUGACUGGUCCCUGUUGGGCAAAAGGCUACCAUCCUAGGCUAGGGGCUUCCAACCCUGGGUCUGCAGAUGUGUCUGGACUACACAUCCCACCAUCCCUUGCCAUACUGGCAUGAAAUGAGGUGGGAUCGACAAAGUCCCCUAAAAUAUUGGAGAGCCACUGUCAACCAGGGUGGACAGUACUAGGCUAAAUGCCAGUGCUGGGCUCUUUAAGGGAACUUUAUUCAUACAUACGCACAUAUGUGGUGUAUGCAAGUACCACUACAUCUUUGAAGCUAACCUCUGCAUUGCUCACUCAGGGGCCCCCAGGUGUGCAAAACCCCCUUCCCCUGAGCUUGAUGCUGGACCUGAAGUUCUGCGUUGCUGUCGGGAGGUCUGGUUCUGGUUCCUUGCAGGAGGGACCAAGGACCUCCCUGGCUAAAAAUCACUGAAACGGUCUACCAUGAUUGUAUGAGCCUCACUUGCUGUCGUCCGGAUUGGUGGUGCUCCAGGAGAGGAGAGCAUCUGGCACUGGGGUGAGUUGCUUCAGUGGGACUAUUUGUUCUUUCUCUCUCGGGCGAAGUAGGAAACUCUACAGGUGGAUGAAGCAAUAUGGCAGCUUGAAGUUCUUGCAGAGAAUCCCCACCCCCGAUUGAAAAAUUUAUGUGUCUCUGCCUGUCUUCUCCCCCCAUGUACAUGUAACUUCUGUGUCUUGAAAUAAACACAAAUAUUAAACACUGUA